Molecule: messenger RNA, 1805 nt
Organism: Olea europaea var. sylvestris
Lineage: Eukaryota; Viridiplantae; Streptophyta; Magnoliopsida; Lamiales; Oleaceae
Product: protein LAZY 1-like
Exons: 5
Coding region: 457-1542 (361 amino acids)
Biological process (GO): gravitropism; regulation of auxin polar transport
Source: RefSeq, a predicted model, not a curated record
CUACCAUGAAACUUUCAUGAAUCUACACUUACUCAUCAUAAGAAAGUGGCCUAAGUCCACUAUCACAAGUAACCAACAAGGCUUCCAAACAUUGUGAAGCUACAACCCAACUAGUUUUAAUGAAUUAUGUGAUUCCAAGUACAAAUCAUUCAUUCAGGACAAUGCUAACAACUACAAACGAGCACGCAUGAACUCAUGGCAGACGUAAUAUUACCCACAUGUGGGACUCAACUCAAGCCCACUCCUCAUUUCAUACAAUGUCGACAGAGGUUGUCCAGCCAAAGCCUUGUAACUUUCUCCAUGUUGUUCUCUGCUCAAAUCCAUCGCUCUUCUAGGAACCCUUUUUGGGAUAAAACUAGGCUAUAUUAACCAAUUUCCUUACAAGGCUAGAUCACCUAUUUUUGGGGGGAAAAAAACCUAGUCCGUCGUAAUCAAUACUUCAACAGAGUUUUCAAGAUGAAGUUACUGGGUUGGACGGACCGUAAGUUAAGGCAAAAUGACAACGAAUCACUGAAGAACGUCAAAAUAGGAAAUUGCUCUACUUGCUUCUCAGGAAAGAUGUUUUUUGAUGAACAAAAAUACUAUGUGGAACCAACUGAUACCUUUUCAGCCUCAUGGCAACCUAAGAAAGUGGAAACUGUCUUUCAAGAAGAAUCAUCUGAGCCAUUUGCCUUUCUUGCUAUCGGAACUUUUGGCACCGAACUGAGGGAUACAGAACCCCCAACACCCACAUUUCCUAUGCCUUUCGAGAAAACAACCAAUGAACAGAAAGAGACGAGAGAGAAUGAUCUGGAGCUUAUAAACUAUGAGCUAGAGAAGUUUCUUGAAGUUGAAGCUGAAGAUACUGGGAAUUAUUCUUCACCGAGGAGCAGCCUGGCAAGCAUCAUAACCAUCUGUAAAGAAGGGAUUGAAGGUGCAGAUUCUGAAGCCACAAAUAUGGUUGCAUUUCCUCUGCAAAAUUCUCUCUUUGGCUCAUCAAUUCAACUGGCUAGAGUAAGAAUACAACCAGUAGAAAAAGCAUCAUUCGACGAGAUCUUUAAGAAAAACAAGAUAGUCGAUGACGAUUCUAACUGGAAACAUGAAGGAUCGGAGAAACAAGCUAAGGGAAAUUGUGUAACGCAUUUCAUGAAGAAAAUGAUAAAGAAGCUCCAUUCUACAUCUAAAAGAAGUACUGCUUCUUUUAGUGGAGAUGCUACUGAAUGUUGUUCAAUUACAAGGAAACUCCCCAAGGGACUAAAAGUAUUCAACAGGAAGGUCCACCAUGAAGGAUUAAUAACUGAAAAACAAUUCAAGUUGCAAAAAGGUAUGGCCAAAAACAUUGCACAAGAACAUGAAAAUGACCAUCGGUUGGAAAAGGACAAUGGAAAGAGAAAGCCUUCUCAAACAGCAAACAUAAAGCAAUAUGAACAGAAUGUCAUGAACCGAUCUCCAAAUGGUAUCGACAAAGGUGCUUCAACGGUGAAUAGCGAGCACUGGAUCAGAACAGAUGCUGAUUACUUGGUCUUGGAGCUGUCAGAGCAUAAAUGCUUGAAGCUAACAUAAACUGGCCUUGCUCAUCCAUCAAGAAAGUAAAGGAGGAGUUCGAUUAUCUGUUGUAUAUUGUAGUUGCUUUAGUAAUCGAGUAUGAAUUCAAAUGUUAAAUGAAGAUAAAAUAGGACCCUCUCCUAUAUAUCUAUCUCCAUAAGCUUUCUAGAUCUAAUUAUUUAUGCGAAAAGUUUUCAGUGUUUAAACUAAAGAGUCAAUGUUGGAAAAAGAGUCAAUGUUGGAACAAUGUAAUUGGGCACUUGUAUUACCUGAAUACAGUU